AUGCCCGAGACGGCGCUCAAGCAACGCCCAGCCAAUACCACGCCAAACCCCUUCGCAGCGCCCGUGGUCGCCGGCGGGGGCGCCGAUGGCGAGGGCGACGAGAAGGGCACCAAGCGAGAUGCUGCAGCCAUGGAGGAGGAGGAUCCCAUCGAGCCCGACACUGUGUUCCUGGGUCGUUUGCCUCCCAAUAUCGAAGAAAAACGCAUCCAGGCAGCCUUUAAGCAUGUGGGGAAGAUUGAGCGGGUGCAUUUGGCCAGGGAAGCAGGCGAGGGCACGGCCUGCAAGGGCUUUGGAUGGGUCACCUUUUCAACACCUGAGGAGGCGGAGGCUGCAGUUGAGAUGGAUGGGAUGCUGGAGUGUGGUGGACGGAUGAUUACCAUCUCCAUCAGUCGGCCGAAAGCUCGAGCGGAUGGAGGUCCCAGGAAAAAGAAGAGGGAGAUCCAAAUCGCUCAAAGCUCAGAUCCUGUUGGUUCUGCCUGGUGA
Messenger RNA from Durusdinium trenchii, 483 nucleotides. NCBI's taxonomy places the organism in Eukaryota, Dinophyceae, Suessiales, Symbiodiniaceae. The record is from the annotation of a GenBank genome assembly.